AUGGACGAAGUCGUCCUGAAAGCCUUGGAAGAGGUUCAGAUCAAGACGAGAUCAACGCCAUACUAUACAUGGCAGACUGAUGAAUGGCAAGCCGAUGAUGCCAAAUCCGCCACUACCGCGGCUUCACCUCUGUCUACCUUGUCUCUAUACACCUGGAACAUAGACUUCAUGCUACCCUACCCUUCCUCCCGCAUGACAAAAGGCUUCUCGCACCUCAGAUCACUCAUUGAUUCCGGCCCUCGAGACUCGACAGCCAGCAUCAUCUACCUUCAAGAGUGCAUCGAUUCUGACAUCGAGCUGAUCGCUUCUCACUCAUGGGUCCGAGAGAACUUCCACCUAUCGGACAUUGACAUCUCCAACUGGCAAUCGGGCCACUACGGCACAAUCACACUGGUCGACAAGCGCUUGCCCAUCACAUCGUGUUUCCGAGUGCACUACUCGCAAACGCGGAUGGAGCGGGAUGGACUUUUUGUUGAUGUUAGGUUGGGAGGCAAGACGGUUCGGAUUUGCAACAGCCACUUGGAGUCUAUGGCGUUCGAGCCCCCGUACAGAAUUCCGCAGAUGAAGUUGUGUGCAGAGUACAUGCGCCAGCCUGGAAUUGAUAGUGCGAUCGUGGCGGGUGAUUUCAAUGCCAUCCAGGAUUUCGAUCGUACGCUUCAUGAGGUGAAUGGGUUGAAGGAUGCGUAUCUCGAGCUCGGUGGCCAGGAGCAUGAUGCGGCGAAUGGACACACUUGGGGACAGCAGGCCGCCACAAACCUGAGGCAGCAGUUCGGGACCAGCAGAAUGGACAAGGUGUACUUCUGCGGUGGCUUGGAGCUGCUGUCGUUCGAGCGCUUUGGUGCAGGCGUUUGUGUGGACGAUGAACAGGAGCGGGAAGCCAUCGUCAAGCUCGGGUUCGACGAGCCGUGGAUAACGGAUCAUCUUGGUGUGAAGGCGGUAUUGACUGUUUCCAGUAACAUGUCCGCUCUGUAG
Molecule: messenger RNA, 972 nt
Organism: Fulvia fulva
Lineage: Eukaryota; Fungi; Ascomycota; Dothideomycetes; Mycosphaerellales; Mycosphaerellaceae
Exons: 2
Coding region: 1-972 (323 amino acids)
Biological process (GO): double-strand break repair
Cellular component (GO): cytoplasm; PML body
Molecular function (GO): single-stranded DNA binding; 5'-tyrosyl-DNA phosphodiesterase activity
Source: RefSeq, a predicted model, not a curated record